Glycine soja is the source of this 846-nucleotide messenger RNA. RefSeq names its product probable mannitol dehydrogenase. NCBI's taxonomy places the organism in Eukaryota, Viridiplantae, Streptophyta, Magnoliopsida, Fabales, Fabaceae. Gene Ontology annotation, molecular function: cinnamyl-alcohol dehydrogenase activity. The record is from RefSeq and is a predicted model, not a curated record. Gene Ontology annotation, biological process: lignin biosynthetic process. The transcript is spliced from 4 exons. Bases 1 to 846 code for a protein of 281 amino acids.
AUGGAUAACAACCCAAAAACAACAGCUAAUUGUGAGAAAUGGUGCAGGCACGAGGUAGCUGGUGUAGUGACAGAGGUGGGAAGCAAAGUAGAAAAGUUCAAAGUUGGAGACAAGGUUGGUGUGGGAUGCUUGGUUGAUUCCUGUUGCACCUACCAGAACUAUGAUGACAAUCUUGAGAAUUAUUGUCCUCAAUAUACGCUCACAUAUGGUGCCAAAUAUAGAGAUGGCACCAUCACAUACGGAGGCUACUCUAACUCAAUGGUUGCAGAUGAGCAUUUUGUGAUUCGCAUUCCUGAUAGCUUAGCACUUGAUGCUACUGCACCUCUUAUUUGUGUUGGCAUCACUGUGUAUAGCCCUCUCAGAUAUUAUGGACUUGACAAGCCUGACCUACAUGUUGGUGUGGUUGGUCUCGGUGGACUAGGUCACAUGGCUGUCAAGUUUGCCAAAGCUUUUGGAGCUAAGGUCAUAGUAAUAAGUACAUCACCUAGUAAAAAGGAUGAAGCAAUACAACAUCUUGGAGCUGAUUCCUUUCUACUAAACCGUGACCAAGAUCAGAUGCAGGGUACAAUGGGUGCUUUGGAUGGUAUUAUUGACACAGUUUCUGCGGUUCAUCCUCUCUUACCUCUCAUUGGUUUGCUCAAGUCUCAUGGAAAGAUUGUAAUGGUGGAUGCACCAGAGAGGCCUCUAGAACUACCAGUCUUUCCUUUACUUGCUGCGAAACACAAUGUCAAACCUGACAUUGAAGUCAUUCCUAUGGACUAUGUCAACACAGCAAUGGAACGACUCCUUAAAGAAGAUGUUAAAUAUCGAUUUGUUAUUGACAUUGGAAACACACUGAAAGUCUGA